AUGACAUCGUCCAUCUCAGCUGCGGUUGUUGAUUGUCUCAAAUCUUUUGACAGACUGACGAUACGCGCCGAGUUGGCUGCACACGCGAAUGAGGUCCACACAGAUUCAUGGGCCGAUGAACUCGGAAGGCUGCGAAUCUGGGCAGCAAAUAUCGGCGCUGGUCAAACAGGCCAUGCGUCUCUAGACUAUCAGCUGAGAGAUGCGUCCCAUGUUAGGGCUCAAGCGAUCAAGCUUCUCGAACGGCUUCGGCGAACGCUCGAAGAUGCUGAUGAUUUCCUGACCGAAGGCGAGGAAGUAUAUGAAAAUAUAUUAGCUGAUGAUGAAGAGGAGACAGAGAUACAGCAGAUAUACCGUGGUCUUGUCAACACCAUUGAUUACCUUUUCCAAUCGAGUAUGAUCAUCCGCAGGCCUGCCGCUCACGAUAGGCUCCUGGGGACCAAGAGGCUAGAUGCUGUCGUCUUUGAAAGUUUUGAUCGCGACCAUGUAGCAAAUAAGUAUCCCAACGCCAACAAACCCGUUAUUGAUCGGUUAGGAACUAUAGGCUGUUUAUGUUAG
Messenger RNA from Cladophialophora psammophila CBS 110553, 555 nucleotides. RefSeq lists its product as uncharacterized. NCBI's taxonomy places the organism in Eukaryota, Fungi, Ascomycota, Eurotiomycetes, Chaetothyriales, Herpotrichiellaceae. The record is from RefSeq and is a predicted model, not a curated record. The coding region runs from base 1 to 555 and encodes 184 amino acids. The transcript has a single exon.